AGGGGGGGGGGGGAGAAGUGAGAAGUCGCCUUCUGACCUAUCCCUUCCCUCUGACAUUCCAUCUCUGCAAACUUCCCAAUUUUCUUUCUCCCCUUUUUUUUAAUAUUCAAGUCAUUUGUUUAUUCACAGAGUUACAAAAUUUGUCCCUUUCCUUUUCUCAAAUUCUCUCCAUCCUGUCUCCUUCAACAUCCAGGCUGAUUAUAUAUAGUCCAACACCAAAAGUGGGUUUUUUACUCACCGUAUGUAUCUUUGCUUCUGUCUUUACCCAGAAAACGCAGCCCCUCAGCUGUGAAAUUUGGUGGUUGGUUUUUAAGCGAGUACGUAAUUGGAAAAUUUUAUAGCAGUGUUUGUAUGAAUAUGGACAGUCUUAUAAAUGUAUCUGCUUCCUUGGUUGGAUCUGCUGGGACAGUUGUUUGAUAUUUAUUGCAUAUCAGCGUUCUUGUUGAUUUUGGCACAUAAAGAUGCCUGGCAUUGUUACUGACGAAGUUAGUGAAGAAGGGGUUGUGAAUGAACUGAAUAGAAAUUCUACCCCUAUCAAGGAAAAUUUAGUUGCAAAUAAGUCGCCAAAGAGUUCUUUGAGUCCACAAAGCCCUCGGAAUGCAGGUAAUGAUCUCCCUGUUAAUGUGGUGGUUGAGACCUCGAUCGAGCAACUUUAUGAAAAUAUAUGUGACAUGCAAAGUUCUGAUGAGUCACCCUCCAGGCGAAGCUUUGGAUCUGAUGGUGAAGAGUCGAGGAUUGAUUCAGAAUUGCAAUAUCUGGUAGGAGCGGAAAUGAGGGAGGUGGAGAUAAUGGAAGAAGAAGUAGUUGAUAAGCCAGACUAUGAUUCGCGUAGCUAUUCUUCCUCUAAGAAGGGAAAUUUAUCCAAUGGUAAGAAGUCAGGGACGAUGGAGGAGACCCAAUCUGCAAGUGUGAAUUCUGUUUCUCGAGGGCAUUCGAAGCAACCUUCUCGCUUGCAGUGGGACUCUGAAACAUCAUUAAAAUCUAGUCUCAAUGGCAAAGGUCCCCCUGAGAAACCUCACACUGACAGGCGGAACAAUAAGAGUUUGAAAAAACAAAACAAAGGUGUCACUCUCACGAAGAAGCAGAGAAAUUCGCCUAUGGGAGUGUCUAAAUUGCCGAAUGAAUCCAAGGGUUCGACUGAAUCAGAAUUAGCCAUUCCGGAUCUGGGACCCUUUUUGCUCAAGCAAGCAAGGGAUUUGAUUUAUUCAGGGGAUAAUCCCCAGAAAGUGCUUGAAUUAGCUCUCCGAGCAGCAAAAUCAUUUGAAAUAUGUGCAAAUGGGAAACCUAGUUUAGAAUUGGUCAUGUGCUUGCAUGUUAUAGCGGCAAUAUACUGCAGCUUAGGCCAGUACAGUGUGGCGAUUCCCAUUCUUGAGCGUUCCAUUGAAAUUCCAGCUAUUGUGGAAGGUCAAGAGCAUGCUCUUGGUAAAUUUGCCGGUCACAUGCAACUGGGUGAUACUUAUGCAAUGCUUGGCCAGCUGGAGAAUUCGAUAAUGUGUUACAAAACAGGGUUGGAAGUCCAGAGACAAGUUCUGGGAGAAACUGACCCAAGAGUGGGAGAGACUUGUAGGUAUUUAGCUGAAGCUCAUGUUCAAGCAUUGCAUUUUGACGAGGCUGAGAGGCUUUGUCAAAUGGCACUUGACAUUCAUAGAGAGAAUGGUUCACCUGUUUCUCUUGAAGAAGCAGCAGAUAGGAGGCUGAUGGGUCUUAUAUGUGAAACAAAAGGAGAUCAUGAGGCUGCACUUGAGCACCUGGUUUUAGCCAGCAUGGCCAUGGUGGCAAAUGGCCAGGAGGCGGAAGUGGCUUCGGUUGAUUGCAGCAUUGGGGAUAGCUACUUAUCUAUGUCUCGGUAUGAUGAAGCUGUUUUUGCUUAUCAGAAAGCACUCACAGUUUUCAAGACCACCAAAGGAGAAAAUCAUCCUGCUGUUGGUUCAGUCUUUGUCCGUCUAGCUGACUUGUAUAACAAGACGGGGAAAAUAAAAGAAUCAAAAUCAUACUGUGAAAAUGCCCUCCAGAUCUAUGAAAAGCCCAUUAUUUUUGGGGUAUCUCCAGAGGAGAUUGCAAGUGGGCUCACUGAUGUUUCUGCGAUCUAUGAAUCGAUGGAUGAGCUUGAGCAGGCACUCAAAUUGUUGCAGAAGGCAUUAAACAUAUAUAAUGAUGCCCCUGGUCAGCAAAGUACAAUCGCCAGCAUCGAAGCCCAGAUGGGGGUCAUGUACUACAUGUUGGGGAAUUAUUCUGAUUCUUACAACUCCUUCAAGAAUGCUAUCUCAAAGCUCCGCGCAAGUGGAGAGAAGAAAUCUGCCUUCUUUGGAAUUCUUCUCAAUCAAAUGGGCCUUGCUUGUGUGCAGCGUUAUGCUAUAAAUGAGGCUACAAAAUUAUUUGAAGAAGCCAGGAGUGUUUUGGAACAAGAGUGUGGACUCUAUCACCCUGAUACACUUGGGGUGUAUGGCAACCUUGCUGGCACGUAUGAUGCAGUUGGCAGGUUAGAUGAUGCAAUUGGAACUUUGGAACAUGUUGUUGGAACGAGGGAGGUAAAACUUGGGACUGCAAAUCCUGAUGUAAGUGAUGAGAAGAGGAGGUUGGCUGAGUUAUUAAAAGAAGCAGGCAGAGCUCGGAACAGAAAGGUCAGAUCACUAGAGAACCUCCUUGAUGCCAACUCUCAUGGUAUAAACAACAAUGGCAUCAAGGUAUGAUGAAGUUAUUUAAUGAAUAUGCAUAAAGUAUUAAAGGGGGCUUAUUUAUGUGUUUAAAGAAAAUGAAAGAAAAAGGAUAUGAAAAGAGAAAGGAGGGGUGUCGCGGUUGAAUGUAAUAAUUGAUAAUUGUACGGUGCUCGGUUGUAUCAUUGAUUCACAGAUUAUAUUGGUAAAACGUAAUAUUAUUUUUGUAAUAAACUAUUGGAGUAAUCAUGGGAAAUCUCUGUAACAAUCAAUUCGUUGUAUUA
Molecule: messenger RNA, 2938 nt
Organism: Juglans regia (Persian walnut)
Lineage: Eukaryota; Viridiplantae; Streptophyta; Magnoliopsida; Fagales; Juglandaceae
Product: protein KINESIN LIGHT CHAIN-RELATED 3-like
Exons: 3
Coding region: 462-2690 (742 amino acids)
Molecular function (GO): protein binding
Source: RefSeq, a predicted model, not a curated record